AUGGCAGAAAUUUCUCUAUUUGAAAAAAUUGAAGGAAAUUGGAAGAAAGUGAGAGUAGUAGUAGGACUUCGUAAUUUCCAUUUAACUAAUUUAUAUGAAUUAUUACAAAAAUCUCUUUAUGAACAUAAUUAUUGUCGUGCUAGUGAAAUACUUGAAGUUUUAUUACAAUGCCCCGAUUGUGAUCUAUCUAGAAUUUGGCAGCCGGCCAUUGAGGUGUUAUUCACUUUAGAUCCUACAUCAACAGCUUUUAUUGAAUUCUUUAAUAUAUUGUUAUUAAAAAAUCAUACUUUGAGUUCAAAAAUAAUAUUGGAUAAACAAAGAAUUAUAUUGGAAUUAGUUUUUUAUCAAAUGAAAUAUGGAAAUGCAACUGAUGCUCUCGCUACUGCCGAAACGUAUUUACCAAUGGAACCAUAUUGUAACAAUCCAGUUCUGCAUGGAUAUACAGGAUUACUUGCAUAUUCAUUGUGGGAGCAAUUAAACAUUAUGAUUAAAGAAAAUGAAUCUAAACAUAAAAUCUAUAAGCCACCAAAACAUGAACAAUUUAUGGAUCGACAAAAACGUUAUUAUGAAAUGAGUUUGAGCAAUUUUAAAAGAUCUCUGGAUCUGGAUAUGUCGAAUGAUAUGUUUUUAAUGUAUUGUGUUAAGUUACUUUUGCAUAAUGAAGAAAUCGAGGAAGCUAUAACAGUCAUGCAAAAUUUCUGCGAUAAAAAUCCAUCAGUCUUGACGGGACACAGACUUUUGUUUGAAGUCUUGCGCACUUAUAAAAGCUUUGAUUCGAAAUGGGUUGAAGUAGGAAAAACAUAUCAUCGGAUUGAUCCAGUUAGUCCACCUGAAAUUGUGUUUAAUCCAUUAAUCGAACAUUAUACACAAGUAAUAAAAAGAACGAGUGAGGAAGAAAGAGAGAUUUUAGCAGAUGCAUAUUAUAAUAUAUGUGAAUUACUGUUUCAACGUAUUGAAUAUGGAGACGAUAAUACUAACUAUUUAUUUAAAACAUUACAAAGUUUUAUAUGGUUAGAGUUAAUUAAAAUUGGUGAGUUAUUAAAAAAUAGAGGAGAAUGGUUUAGGCAAUAUUUAAUUCAUACACAAAGAAAGGUGGUUAAUUCAUGGUGGGAACUUCAAUGUUAUAAAAUAUUAAGUGCUUGUGUAAGUAAUAGCGAACCUAUUUUUGGUACUAUGGGUGAAUUAGCUGAAAGAGCUAGAGAAUUUGUUUUGGUUGGUAACCAUUUUCGUAAUGAUCGCACCUUUUUUGAUUUUGUGAGGCAAAGUAGAAAAAAUAACUGUAUUAAUGUUUCGAGAUUAAGUGAUUCGGGUUCAGUUAAUUCGGGUAAUGGAUUAUCUAAUGUUGAAUAG
This is a messenger RNA of Funneliformis geosporum, 1350 nucleotides long. NCBI's taxonomy places the organism in Eukaryota, Fungi, Glomeromycota, Glomeromycetes, Glomerales, Glomeraceae. The record is from the annotation of a GenBank genome assembly.